Molecule: messenger RNA, 1806 nt
Organism: Silurus meridionalis
Lineage: Eukaryota; Metazoa; Chordata; Actinopteri; Siluriformes; Siluridae
Exons: 4
Coding region: 151-588 (145 amino acids)
Molecular function (GO): zinc ion binding
Source: RefSeq, a predicted model, not a curated record
UCUUUCAUUUUCUCUCAGGACGUAAAAGAGGUGUGGAGGUGUGGAGAAAGAGUCUGACGAACGACACACUGUGGCAACAUUAGUCUCAUUUUUUCAGCGUGGAACACAGAGGACAGACACUCAGCACAGAGAAUCAGUGCAUGAGACAACAUGGCUUACGUCAUUAAUCAGGCUGCGCCCCCUCCUAUGAUCAUCGAGCAACAUCAACCUCAAAUGAUCAUCGAGCAGGCUCCACCUCCUAUGAUCAUCCAGCAACCUCAACCUCAAGUGAUCAUCGAGCAUCCUCCACCUCCUGUAUACGUCCAGGCCCCACCAGCGAUGGCAGUGGUCAAUGCUCCGGCUCCUGUGGCGAUUCAGGCUCCUAUGAAAUCGUUACCUGCUGCGACAUUUUGUAGAUUCUGCCAACAGCAGGUGGUCACGGUAACUAAACCUAUCAAUGGAGUCCUCACCUGGAUAGUGGUUGGGACGCUCUUCUUCUGCCUCAUUUGGCCUUUCUGCUUGAUUCCCUUCUGCGUGUCUUCCUGCAAGGACAUCAAACACACAUGUCCAAGAUGCAACAACGUCCUUCACACAUACAAACGGGUGUGAGAUGCUUUUCCUGCAGGAGAAACUUGGAGAACCUGGAGAACAUCAUAAUAUCUAAUAAGGGCUGUAGAAUAAGUCUUUUUUUUUUUAUUGGGUAUAUUGCAGUGUGAAGACAUUGUAUUAGUUCUGCUUCUAGAUAAAUGACUACAGCUUAACUGCGGAAAUCAGACAUUUAACUUCAAAUUCAGGAGAAACGAGAAGAAUGGAAGUGCAACAUCAUCAAUGCACUUUGAUGAAAAACUAAUGGAGGAAAAACAGAAAUUUUGUGAGACUCGAACUGAAGUGGGCGUGCACAUAAAGUGCACAUUUAUUAUAAAGUGCAAUUAUUUUGUGUGUCAUCCAAUUAAGUAACUGCUUUUAUUACCUCAUCGAUAACAUGACCAGUCACCAAUUAGUACGAGUGAACCAUCAUUCUGUUAUAUGACCUAAAUGAUCAAUCCAAAUAGCAAAAUGUUUAUAUAAAAUAUAUGAAAAAACUAUUAAGUAAACUAAUGAAUAAAUAAAUAAACGAAAAAAAAAAUACUCUUACAACUUACUACUAAAAUAAGGUGUUCAAACCCUCCACUGGCGUCCUGAAGCUGCUGCAUCAGAUUUAACUAAGAUUAAGAUUAAGAUUGACUUAAAAAAAAUCUCCGCCUCAGUGCAGUAAUCAAAUGCCUGAGUAAUCCUAAACCUAAUCCUAAUAUAAUCUUACCUAACCAUAACCUAACCACAUCAUUAACCCCAAUUCUACUCUUUACCCUAAUCCUAAUCCUAACCCUAACUUAAACUUUAAACCUAUAUGAUUGAUUAAACCACAGGUUUUUUUUGUAUCUGCUUUAACUUCUGCUGAAUUUAGUUCUUCAUCUUUUUACACGUUUCUGCUUUGAGUUUCGAACAGAAGUCGAUCUGAUACGGAAUAUUUUACAGAUCGCUUUCUGACAGCCCAUUGUUCAGCAUGAGAACGAGUUCUGUGACAUUGUAGAAAUUCUUUUCACCUUCACUGGUAAAAACGUCAGGGCUCUUUCCUCACACGUGGCACUUGUGUAUGAUUAUUGUGAUUGAACUGGUCUAGACAAGCUGUUUUUAAUGAAAAGAAUUGUCUUGAAAGUGCUGCUUUAAAACUCAAGCUGUAUUAACGGAAUCGAAAUGUUUUUAUUAUGUGUUGGAUUCAAACGGAGUGUCCCUUCCUUGUUACAUGGGUUUUUAAUAAUGAUUAAAAUAAUGCAAUGUAAAACCAGA